Molecule: messenger RNA, 2858 nt
Organism: Rhinichthys klamathensis goyatoka
Lineage: Eukaryota; Metazoa; Chordata; Actinopteri; Cypriniformes; Leuciscidae
Gene: plekhh3
Product: pleckstrin homology, MyTH4 and FERM domain containing H3
Exons: 13
Coding region: 323-2602 (759 amino acids)
Biological process (GO): signal transduction
Cellular component (GO): cytoskeleton
Source: RefSeq, a predicted model, not a curated record
UGCUCAUGUCCCGCAGAAUCAGAGACGCGAUAGAAGCCGAUUAGACGCGAUGUGUUAUCUACUCUCCUUUUGAAAGUACCCGUGGGAUCAAAGUCUUUUAUCAGUGUUUUUCUUAAGUUGGACACGUAUUUGGAUAUAUCCCUUUUGAUAAAACGCGGCCUUUCUGAGUUGUCCCAGACGAAAUAGAGGAGUUUACUCUCUUGUAUCAGCCCGUUUCAUGUGACUAGACGUCCUCCAUCUGUCCCAUCUGCACGACAGCACAGGGACGGUGGACAUCACUGGACAUUUACGGAUAGAGACUGGACGACACGCCGUGAUUUGAAUGCCUUUGCAGGGACUUUGGUGGCUUGUGUGCUGCAGACAAGGCUUCAGUUUGCUGGCUCGGGAUCAUGGAGAGAAAGAGGAGGAAGAGUCUUUCGAGUUACGCAAUCAGGAAGAACACACACACACGGGACGGGGGCAACUAGAGGUCACUCUGUCUCAGCCCACUCGCACAGCCAACGGCACACCCUGUCUGUCAGGAGUUCCUGAGGAGAAGAGAAGUCUCAUCAUGCAGAAGGGUAAGAUGACGAUGGACGAAGACCCAGAGGUGCUCGUAAAGGGCUGGCUCCUGCGAGAGGUGCAGGGAGGCUGGCUCCGGCAGAGGAGGUUCUGGUUUGUGUUAACAACCGACUCUCUUGAUUACUACAGCGGCUCGGACAGAGACGCUCGCAGACUCGGCACGCUUGUACUCACGUCCCUCUGCUCAGUGCUGUGGCCCGAUAAAUACACCUACAAACAGACAGGUUACUGGAGUCUGACAGUGUAUGGCCGCAAACAUUGCUACAGACUAUUCACAAAGCACUACAAUGAGGCGGUGCACUGGGCGUGUGCCGUGCAGAAAGUCAUCGACAGCAAAGCGCCGGUGGAGACGCCAACACAGCUCCUCAUACGAGACAUCGAGGAGAAUAAAUUCAAUCCAGAGGUUGUGGAGCACAUCUAUCAGCAUAAUCCCAUCCUGAGGUACACGCAGAGCCCCCUCUACGCCCCACUGCUGCCUUUCCCCUACGGCAGUCUCCACCACACACACAUGGCUGGUAAAGGCUACACAUCCGUCCGCGAGGAGGCGGUGAGGCUGUUUAACUGCCUCCAGCAGUUAGAGUCGGCCCACGAGCCCAUUCCUCUCAUCCAGGGAAUCCUCCAGACCUGCCUCGACCUCCGGCCGCUCCGAGAUGAACUCUACUGCCAGCUCAUCAAACAGACCAGCGUCACCAAAUCAUGUGUGCAGACGCAGCCAAACCCGCAGCUCAGAUACUGGCAGCUGCUCACCUGCAUGAGCUGCACCUUCCUGCCCAGCUGCAGCAUUCUCAAAUACCUGCGCUUUCACCUGAAGAGGGUUCAAAGUUUGAGUGCGGACUCGGAGGUGGAGAGCUACGCGUCCUUCAUAGCCCAGGCUCUAGAGAAGACGCGUGGCCGUGAGUGUGUGCCCUCUUGGGAGGAGAUCCAGGGGCUGAUGGGAAGGCAGGAGAUACUGUGUACUGUGCACUACCCUGGACCGGGCUGCUGCCAGAUACCGAUCACCUCGCACACUACGGCUAAUGAGGUUGUGAGGAAGAUGGCGGAACGCCUCGGACUGCAGGACAGCCGAAACACAUUUGCUCUUUUUGAGCAGAACACAUGCUGGGAGAAAGCUAUCGGAGGCAGCACCAUAAUUGCUGAUGUCAUCACCAGAUUUGAAAAUUUGUCAGCUAAAGAUCCAGACUCUGUCUGCCAGUGCCGACUCUGCUUCAAACUCUAUUGUCUGUUGGACACCGAUAACAUCAGUACCGACAGCAUUGAGUACCUCUUCUUCUAUGAGCAGUGUCAUGAGAUGGUAGUGCGUGGGCAGCUGCCAGCCUGUGAGGAUGACCUUCUUUCUCUGGCGGCACUGAGACUGCAGUGUCUGCUGGGAGAUUUCAGCGCCCUCUCUCCGUACCCGCCGUUGGAGCAGCUUUUUCCGGCUGAAGUGGUGGAGGCCCGGGCCCUACUUGCCUCCGUCGAUCCCCCUGGCUGCCCUUCCUUCCCCGGGGGUCUGCUGGCUGGGACAUUAUGGGGGCACAAGCGGCGUCAGGAACAGGACCAAAGACUCCGAGCCAGGCUGAGAGAGGAGGGAGCCGUGGUGAUGUCGACCAUUUUAGAGCACUGGAAAGCCCUAGUGGGAUACAGUCGAAGAGACAGCAUGGCCGCCUAUCUCACCAUCGCCCGGCAGUGGUCAGGGUUUGGCUGCACGCUCUAUGAAGUGGACUUCUACAUUAGCUCGACAGGAAGCUUCUCUCAGAAGUUGUGGCUGGGUGUGGCGGCUUCCUGCGUGUCUCUGUAUCGUCAGGGUGAAGCUGAGGCGUUGGAGUCUCUACCGAUAGGUCAGAUCUGCUCCUAUGGCGUCUCUGAUAGUAACACAUUCAGGAUCACAGCAGGAGAUCGAGACCUGCUCUUUGAGACCACAAAGCUGACUGAGAUCAUGCAGCUGAUGAAUGCUUACUUCAGUGCCACCCGUCGCCAGCUAGGCAAAGAUGACUGCAUCUCCAUAGAAACAAACCCUAAGCUCCACCCCUCCCUACUUGAGCUCCCCUCUCACCCAGUGUGAAGAGAGAAUGACUCGCUCGCUCGCGCGCGCACACACACACGCACACACUGAGACUGACUCUGACUGAUGUACACAUGCAUAUGCAGUCCUGGCUGAUUGCUUCCCUGUGAGGAGCUUUGCAAUGAGGACGAACUCUGAUGAGACUGAAAGGAGCAGAUGCUGUGGAAAUGGAAGAGGAGUGGAAGGUGUCCAGGGAGCCACAAACAGGAGAGACGGUUCAGGAACUCACUUGCUACACCGCCAGCCAAAUCCAGAA